Messenger RNA from Sitophilus oryzae (rice weevil), 907 nucleotides. RefSeq lists its product as uncharacterized. Lineage: Eukaryota; Metazoa; Arthropoda; Insecta; Coleoptera; Curculionidae. The record is from RefSeq and is a predicted model, not a curated record. Bases 44 to 508 code for a protein of 154 amino acids. The transcript is spliced from 2 exons.
CUAAGAUGUGUAAAAAUCUGUAAAAUCCAAUAAAAAUAUAAAGAUGCAGGUCUACACUAAGACUCUUUUGGCCUGUGUUUUGGCAUUAGCCGCUGCCAACUUCAGCGUUGCUCAAGAAGAUGACAAAUAUGCCAAGGAAUAUAAUACAAAGCCUGAGACUGAUUUUCAUAAUAUAUUCAGAAGAGAUGAGUCGGCCUUAUAUGUUGAACUCCUUGCCAUAAAGUUACGAAAGUUGGACGAUCGUUUGCAACGCAUAGCUAUGCACAAAAUAGACACUAUAAUGUUUGAUCUUAUUUCUGACUCCUCACAGUCACCCAAUUCUGUCAUCUUCAAAGUCAUCCAAUCAGAUAUGCCUUCUCUUAGAUUUUCUGCUCAUCAAACCCCACAGCUGCGGUUUGAUGUUACAGCCGCAACUGAGGCAUUUCCAGCUCCUACUGAACCUGUGAAUGCCCCGUUUGACCCAGUUCCGACUCGACCAGCGCCACAGACAACACAAGCGGUUUACUGAAACCAUCGGAGAAUAUCGUAAACAACUAGUACAUAUGUUACAGUGAAAGUCUGAAAUUCAGUGGAAACAUUCACUAGGAAAUGCUAGCCAUUACGUAUUGGGCCAGUGUGUUAUUUUAAAAAGAUUUGUCGACUUUUCCUAGUAAUUUCCAACAUUCACAUUUACUAAAUGUUGCCAGUAAAAGUUAUUCUAUUGUACAGGGCUAGUGUGGCAAGGAAAAAUGUUGGUGGAAGUUAGAACAAAUACAACUUUUAAAAAUAUUGGAUCACCUCAAUAUUCAAGCACAUAUCUUAAAAUUACAAUUUACUUCUUUAGUAUAUUUAUUAAAAAUUAUAGAAAAUAACGACAUAACAUUCUAAAUAUUAUAAAGGAAAACAUAGUAAUCAAUUUAAAAAAAAA